GGCGCCCCGAGCAGAGGGACCCGCCCCCGCGGCCCCCGAGGGUGCGGCGAGCCGGGGCAGGAGGGGAGCGGCCGGACGGGGAGGCGCCGCGGGGGCCGGGGGGCAGGGCGGCGGCUCCCGGAGUCGGGCCCUGCGCACCGGGGCCUCUCCCCUCCGCCCGGGACGGCGGGGCCGGGGCCGCAUGGGGCGCCCGCGCGGCCCGCUCCUGUGGCUGCUGCCGCUGCUCGCGGCGGCCUGCUCGGGGAUCCUCGUCGCCCUGUACUGCUCGGCAGCGAGGCCGUACCCGGGGCCCCGGGCCGGAGCCAGGAACACCACAUCGUCUCGGGGAUUCUUUGGACACAAGGCAUCAAAUGCUGGAAUGAGAAAGAACCCGCACUGCCGACGCCCACUUGACCUGGCCAUCCAGAGGCACCCCCACUUCCGUGCCCUGUUCGAUCUCUCCACUCCAGUGCUGCUAUCGGGGGGCCUCUUCACUCAGGAGCUCUGGGACAGCCUGAGCCAGCACAAAGCCCCCUACGGCUGGCAGGGCCUGUCCCACCAAGCCAUCAACUCCACCCUGAGCCUCCUGAACGGCUCCGAGAGCUCCCAGCUGUUCGCCGCCUCCAGGAAGCCGCUUUCAAGCUGCAUUCGGUGCGCGGUGGUGGGGAACGGGGGCAUUCUGAACGGUUCCCGCCAGGGUCUGAACAUCGACGCCCAUGACUACGUGUUCAGACUCAACGGCGCAGUGAUCAAAGGCUUCGAGAAGGAUGUGGGCAACAAGACCUCCUUUUACGGUUUCACUGUGAACACGAUGAAAAACUCUCUCAUCUCCUACUGGAACUUUGGCUUCACCUCCGUGCCGCAAGGACCGGACCUGCGCUACAUCUUCAUCCCCUCGGACAUCCGUGACUAUGUGAUGCUGAGAUCGGCCAUUCUGGGCGUGCCUGUCCCCGAGGGCCCUGAUAAAGGCGACAGCCCCGGCCCUACCGCCCGCACCGCCGCAGGCCCAGCGCCUUCCCCCUCACUUCGCUCCCCAACCUGCCCUACGACACCCCGGGCCGCUCUGUCCACUUCUUUCGUGGGUCCUAGGCCUCAGACCUAUUUCGGACCAGAAGCCUCUGCCAGGAAAUUCAAGCUACUACAUCCAGACUUCAUCAGCUACCUGAGGGAGAGGUUUUUGAAAUCAAAGUUGAUUAACACAAAUUUUGGAGACCUAUAUAUGCCUAGUACUGGGGCUCUCAUGCUGCUGACGGCUUUGCACACCUGUGACCAGGUUAGUGCCUAUGGAUUCAUCACAAGCAACUACUGGAAAUUUUCUGACCACUAUUUCGAGCGAGUUAAGAAGCCACUGAUAUUCUAUGUCAACCACGACCUGUCCCUGGAAGCCUCCCUGUGGAGGGACCUGCACAAGGCCGGCAUCCUUCAACUGUACCAGCGCUGACCCUGAAGUACCCACACCCUCUGUUCUCUCAGAGCCACGGCCCCUCAUGUGGCCAAAGCUGCAUCUGGUCUUUUUAGCCUCCAAAAAGGGCUCCAGCCCUCCUCCACCCACCCCUUCUUCUCUAGAGAACAUUAGGAGGUGGAUUUGUGACCGUCAUUGCAGCCUGUUCGUUGUUGAGACACCCCAUCUUACUCUUGGUUUCUCUGAGGAAACUCCCCGCUGGGUUGGAGACAGACCUCCCAACCUUAAUGAAGACAAAAGACUGAUCUGCUGGACGUUUCAAAACUGAAGGUAACACAAGAUGACACUGUGACCCUCACCAGCAAAGGCCAGACAUUCUUCAUAGGGAAGUAUCUCAAAGCCAGCAGUUGGUACUGAAGCUUAGGACGUUGGUAGAGUGACUGAAGGCAUCUCCGCUGACCAGGGUCAAGCAGCAGUACAGGCAAACACACUCCCCAGCCAGACCCUCCCAUGAGCGUGGCCAGCUCACAGCACCUCCAGAGCGAUUUCACUCUAAAACACACCUGAACAACCUGAGGACAUGACCACCUUCCUUCUGCCCCAUGACAGUGGGAGUGCAAAAGGCAGAUUGUAAUUUGAACUAGGUACUCGCAUAAAUGAUGGGAUGACCA
Messenger RNA from Nyctereutes procyonoides (raccoon dog), 2052 nucleotides. RefSeq names its product ST6 N-acetylgalactosaminide alpha-2,6-sialyltransferase 2 (gene ST6GALNAC2). Gene Ontology annotation, molecular function: sialyltransferase activity. The transcript is spliced from 9 exons. The record is from RefSeq and is a predicted model, not a curated record. Bases 182 to 1420 code for a protein of 412 amino acids. NCBI's taxonomy places the organism in Eukaryota, Metazoa, Chordata, Mammalia, Carnivora, Canidae.